CAGAUCCGAUUCUCCACCUACGAUCCACUACGCUACAGCUCGUUUCCCCAUUCCAUACGCCAACAGCUCCACGUCCGAGACGGUUAACAAGCCUAUCCCCAGAGCUCCCUAGUUAAUAUCGCCUCUAUAUCGAGUAGCCUGUCGUCCGAUAUCAUUCACUUAAUACUCCCCUACCGACCAGGUCUCUCGUUCUUUUGGACUUUUCUCUCGUUUGGUGGCAGGACUCCCAUAACCAUAUAUCGCAUUCUUUCUUUCGUUUAGACGGCCAAUUAGUUUAGGAACCUCCGUGAGGAAUACCGUCAACAUGAAUUUCACAAAGAAGAUCGAUCGUGCCUUUCAAUGGGCUGGCGAGAAGAUGGGCCAUGAGGCCAAGACGAGUCAGUCUGACGAGUUCAAGAGUUUAGAAACUGAGAUGGCUCUUCGACAUGAUGGCUACGAUCGCCUCCAGAAAUCCAUGAAUGUUUACGUCAAAUCGCUCUCCCGUCGAGGCGAAACCUUCGAGGACAAGGAAAAGGGUUUACCUGUUAGCUACCUUGGCCGGACAAUGAUGACCCAUGGUGAAGACUUCGAGCCAGACUCUGAAUUCGGCAAUUGCUUAAUUGCUAUGGGUAGAGGCAAUGAACGAAUUGCUGGUAUCCAAGAAACGUACGUUGCACAUGCUACAUCCUACUGGCUAGAAGGACUAGAACGAUCAUUGGCAAUGAUGAAGGAGUACCAGUCCGCACGCAAGAAGCUCGAGAACCGACGCCUUACAUAUGACGCUUGCAUGAUUAAGAUGCAGAAGACGAAACGCGAAGAUUUUAGACUCGAAGACGAACUUCGAACCGCGAAAGCCAAGUACGAGGAGUCUUCCGAAGAUGUCCUCCGUCGUAUGCAAGACAUCAAAGAAGCGGAGGCCGACUCCGUCCGUGACCUUACAUGCUUCCUCGAUUCUGAGCUCGAUUACUACGAACGUUGUGCCGAAGAACUUCGACGCGUGAAGCAGGAAUGGGUGGCUGGUCAGGGUCAACCACCAGUUGGCCCUCGCCCCGGCGAGCUUAGCAUUUCACGAAGACCUACAAACCGAAGCAGAAGUAAUACGGCUCAAUCGUACUCCGAGCGCAAUAAUCGUACCGAACAAUGGGCAAGCCGACAAGACAUCUAUGAAGAACCAGCGCCCGAACCAGUCCGUAUGCCCAUUCGAUCCAGUCCUUACCGCGCUGGUCGAUCAGUGUCACCUGAGGUACAAAGACCGAGUAUCAAUCGCGCCUCGACUCACGGUGGGGCUUUUGAGGGUCCAUCUUCAAGGCAAUCCACGUACCGUGAACCUCCCCCACCGCCGCCUGAGUCGUUGCGCAAAACUCCCACAGCACCACCACUCAAUGUGGGAGCACUUCGCAACAAUCUACGCCCGGUGAACAGAAUCCAGACAAAUCAGAAUUUGAGUCCAGAUGUGUAUGUCGACGAAUAUGAUACGGCCACCAGCAGUGGAAGUCCAGAAUAUGAUCGCAGCGAAAGUCCCGCGACGAGUUAUGGAAGCUUAAGUCGCACCCCAAGUAAUAACGGUCUACGUACAUCGGCUUCACCAGGGUCUGUCAAGAAGGCUCCCCCACCGCCGCCACCAAGCAGGGCCAAGAAACCAGCGCCGCCUGUUCCUGCAAGGCGGGAAAUAGGAUACUAAGACAGCGACUAUUUACGUCCUGUUA
This is a messenger RNA of Hypoxylon trugodes, 1685 nucleotides long. RefSeq names its product BAR-domain-containing protein. Gene Ontology annotation, cellular component: cytoplasm. The transcript is spliced from 4 exons. The coding region runs from base 305 to 1660 and encodes 451 amino acids. Lineage: Eukaryota; Fungi; Ascomycota; Sordariomycetes; Xylariales; Hypoxylaceae. The record is from RefSeq and is a predicted model, not a curated record. Gene Ontology annotation, molecular function: protein binding.